GGGGCUGCUGGGAUAUGUAGUCCAACGGGCGGGAGGCGGUGCGCUGCCGAGGGCCGCCGGGACUACACCUCCCGGGGCGCCCCGCGCCGCGGCCGUGUUGUGCCUCCGUGUCGGGGCGAGGAGGAGGAUGGUGACAGCGGGAGGAUGGAGUCAGUUUUGUCUAGGUAUGAAAACCAGAUCACUAUACUGUCAGACUACUUAGAAGAAUUUCCAGAAACUGAUGAGCCAGUGUGGAUUCUGGGAAGGCAACACCACCUAAACACAGACAAAUCUAAGUUAUUGUUGGAUAUAAGUGCUCGUCUCUGGUUUACAUACAGAAGAAAGUUUUCGCCUAUUGGAGGCACUGGUCCUUCAUCUGAUGCUGGCUGGGGAUGUAUGCUGCGAUGUGGGCAGAUGAUGCUGGCACAAGCACUGAUCUGCAGACACUUAGGAAGAGAUUGGCAAUGGGAAAAACACAAAAAACAACCAGAAGAAUAUCAUAGAAUCUUACGGUGCUUUCUAGAUAGAAAAGAUUGUUGCUAUUCCAUCCACCAAAUGGCGCAGAUGGGUGUUGGAGAGGGGAAAUCAAUUGGAGAAUGGUUUGGACCAAAUACAGUUGCUCAAGUCCUGAAGAAGCUUGCUUUAUUUGAUGAAUGGAAUUCAUUAGCAGUUUAUGUAUCUAUGGACAAUACAGUGGUCAUUGAAGACAUCAAGAAAAUGUGCUGGUCCCCUCCACAGGGCAGCAGUGCAGCCCACAGCACUGCAUAUCUGCACAGGGGUGCUCUGGGCCGAAACAAGAACACAGCAGGAUUCUGUACAGGCUGGAAACCCCUCUUGCUUAUCAUACCUCUGCGGCUAGGAAUAAAUCACAUAAAUCCAGUAUACAUUGAUGCGUUUAAAGAAUGCUUUAAGAUGCCACAGUCCUUGGGAGCAUUAGGAGGGAAACCAAAUAACGCCUAUUAUUUCAUAGGAUUUCUAGGCAAUGAGCUGAUCUAUUUGGAUCCUCACACCACUCAAAGUUUUGUAGAUUCAGAAGAGAAUGGCACAGUUGAUGACGAGAGCUUCCACUGCCAGCAAGCCCCACACAGAAUGAAGAUUAUGAAUUUGGACCCUUCAGUAGCUUUAGGCUUCUUUUGCAAAGAAGAAUGUGAUUUUGAUAACUGGUGUAGUCUUGUACAAAAGGAGAUUCUAAAGCAACAGAGUCUACGGAUGUUCGAGCUGGUCCAGAAGCAUCCACCACACUGGCCUCCUUUUGUGCCACCAAGCAAGCCGGAGGUGACGACCACAGGAGCAGAACUCAUUGAAUCUACUGACAAGCUAUUUGAAUUGGAAGAAGAAUUUGAAAUCCUGAGUGUAUGAAGGAAACUGUGGUGACCCUUCUGAGUAUUGAACGUAUUGCUAAUAUUAUUGCAUUGACGUAAAUCAAACAGCCAUGUUAGCCCCAAAGUGCCUGAAAUGACAGAAAACAGAGCACAAAAACGUGGUAGUGUCCAAAACUCCAACAGCGACAGUUCCUUCUGUCAGAGAGCUUCCCCAGAUGGAAAAGCAGUAGAAGAUCUCAUAGUAAGAGCCUUAAAGGGAACUUCUUUUUAAUGUGUGUCUUUUCUGAAGACAGACUGUUGAGAUUAAGGUAAAAAUAAGUCUGUGGGCUGUGUGUCUGGAGAAAGGAAUAACACAAAAUGGGUGUUUCUUGCUCUCGUAUAAUGCAAUAUAGUUCUUAAAGCAAAACAGUCUCCAGUUAAGGAGGAUGUUUCCUUCCGUCCCCUCCUGUGGGCUGCAUUGUUGGGAAAUAUUGUCUUGUUUAAAAGAUCGACUGGAUCAGAAGAAAACCGUUUCCUUGUUAAAUAUUUUAACAUGUAUUUGAGCAACCACACUUUAUUACAAAAAUGUUUCUGUGAAAGGAACUAUGUCUAACGUAUAUGUUUUGCAAUAGCCUUCCUGUUUCUGGGAAACCUCAAGAGGAACAGGAGCCUCAAAUAUAUGAUAUCGAUCACAACCACUGUUAGAGUUAUGAUAUAUUUCACCUUGACCUUAAAACUCAAAUCAUUAAAACUUAGGCUGACUUUUCUUUUGGAGCUAAAAUGAGUCAAAGGUGGUUUAACUGUACCUUAUUUAUUAUAAAAAAGAUUUACACAAGUUUCUCUGUUACAGCACUUUAUCUGUGCAUCUAAUAAAUUUCUUAAGCUUUUCAUAGGUUGUAUGCUGCUAUAUUUUCUUAAUUUGUUUGUGUGAACUAAAUACAAACCAGGUUAUUUUAAAACUUAAUAUAUAGGCAUAUGCAAAUUACUUGUUGUUUUCUGACUUGUUGCCUUUUGAAAUCUGUUUUGGUAGAAGUGCCUUAAUUCUGCAGGUUUAUCAGAACAGCCUAUGCAGUUUGAGUCCUAAGGCAGAGUGUCUCUCUAGCAGCCAUAAGAAAACCAGCUCAGAAUAAUUAAAGGCAAAGAUCUUUUAAUCCAUUCUGAAGUUCAUUUUUACUAUCAGAGAGUCCCCAUGAUGGUCAUUCUGUCGCAGUGUUAUGGAUGUGAAUCACAGUUUCAUCUUCACCAAUAAAUGACAAUACAGAGAAUCA
Neopsephotus bourkii (Bourke's parrot) is the source of this 2548-nucleotide messenger RNA. It is a transcript of the gene ATG4A, whose product is annotated as autophagy related 4A cysteine peptidase. The record is from RefSeq and is a predicted model, not a curated record. The transcript is spliced from 13 exons. Gene Ontology annotation, molecular function: protein-phosphatidylethanolamide deconjugating activity. The coding region runs from base 145 to 1338 and encodes 397 amino acids. NCBI's taxonomy places the organism in Eukaryota, Metazoa, Chordata, Aves, Psittaciformes, Psittacidae.